CUCUCUUCCUUCAUCAUCUUCAUUUUCUUUAUGGUUGAGUUUUUUCUUCUCACACUGGUGAAGGUAGAGAUCAUUUGAAAAGGGUCAUAUUCAUGGCUGAUACAUUCGAUGAAGAGUGUGACUUUCUCUUCAAAGCUGUUCUGAUUGGAGACUCUGGAGUUGGGAAAUCGAAUCUGCUCUCAAGGUUUGCAAAAGACGAAUUCAGGUUGGAUUCCAAACCCACAAUAGGAGUUGAAUUUGCUUACCGGAACAUCAAGGUCGGAGACAAACUCAUCAAAGCUCAAAUAUGGGACACUGCAGGCCAAGAAAGGUUUAGAGCAAUCACGAGUUCGUACUACCGAGGGGCUUCGGGGGCAGUGCUGGUGUAUGAUAUAACGAUGAGAUCAAGCUAUGAGAAUGUGAGGAAGUGGCUAUUGGAGCUGAGAGAGUUCGGAGGGGAAGAGAUGGUGGUUGUUCUUGUGGGAAACAAAUGCGAUCUGGAUCAAUCGAGAGAGGUUGAGAAAGAAGAAGGAAAAGGGUAUGCUGAAACAGAAGGGUUGUGCUUCAUGGAAACCUCUGCUUUGAAGAAUCUCAACGUUGAGGAAGUGUUCUUGCAAAUGAUCACAAGGAUUUAUCACAUGACAAGGCAGAAGAAUUUGGCAGCAAAAAUGGACGACAAACCGAUUAAUCUUCUGAACGGGAAGGAGAUUCAUGUUGCUGAUGAAGUCACUGCAACCAGACAACCUAGUUCUUGCUGUUCGUGAUGAGACUUUUCCUGGGAAAAUUUUUGCCAUGAUCUUUCAGUAAUUCAUUCUUCCGAUUUUCUCUACUUUGCAAAGUUUCUUCAUCUUGUUAUCGGCGUUUCUUCAUUGCAUGGUGAAGACGAUUUAGUUCUUAAAUUACACGAAAGGUGACUUCUUGAUAGAUUGUAAAUGAUGAUUUUUAUAUCAUACACGUUUUUCUUUAAUUCUUUACA
This is a messenger RNA of Vigna umbellata (rice bean), 955 nucleotides long. Its product is annotated as ras-related protein RABA6a-like. Gene Ontology annotation, molecular function: GTP binding; GTPase activity. Lineage: Eukaryota; Viridiplantae; Streptophyta; Magnoliopsida; Fabales; Fabaceae. The record is from RefSeq and is a predicted model, not a curated record.